Messenger RNA from Beta vulgaris subsp. vulgaris (sugar beet), 2185 nucleotides. RefSeq lists its product as uncharacterized. Bases 694 to 1863 code for a protein of 389 amino acids. The record is from RefSeq and is a predicted model, not a curated record. The transcript has 2 exons. NCBI's taxonomy places the organism in Eukaryota, Viridiplantae, Streptophyta, Magnoliopsida, Caryophyllales, Amaranthaceae.
AACCCCUUCAAGGGUGCAUGAUAAGCGCAUAUAUGUCUAUAUUUUUGUCCCCUGAAAUUAGUCUUAUGGUUGUCUUCUAUGUGUUAUUUUAUAAUAUUUGUUGACUUUUAUUAAUAAGUGAUUUAUUUAUGUCCAUAUUAUAUUUUAUUGAAUAAUUAGCUUAAAUAGUGUUAUAUUUUAUUAUAGGUAUUUUACAAGCUCGAUUUGCUAAAGGAAGACAACAAAAACUAAAAGAAAGAAGAAGAAAAGAAAAGAAAAGAAAAGAAAAAGAUAUAAGUGAGCCUAAGCUCACGUGGGUUUGUCACGUGAAGGCAACAAAACUAUAUCUUUUAAUUCAUGCUCCUGAUUUAUAUGCUCAGCAAACCAAAGCAACAGAAGACUUUCCGAAUUCCACGCAAGAAACAAAGAGAAGAUAUGAUUUUAAUCUCCUCAAAAUUUCGAAGAUACAAAUUGUUUAGUAGAUUUUCAGUUAUGAAACUCUAUCUUUUUGAUUCUAUCUUCUACACAUUUAGAUAUAAAUUCACCAUUUUUCUGAGAAAAAAAAUACGCACACAUACGAGAGAGCUCGUGAGAGUGAAGAAAAUAAUCGGGUUCGUCCAAGAUCGACAAGUUGAUAGGAAUUGAAGAAAUAUUGCGUUCGGAGGCGAAUUGAGGGUAGCGGCUACAUCAAUUCGGGUCUACAGUCAUGAGUGCAUGAGUUUGGAUACGGCAACCAAACUUAAGCGUAUAAACCUGUUUAUUGAAACUCUAAACGAAGCUAGCUCAGAGAAAUUACUUUACAUCUUUCAAGACAGACCACGUGAAGACUCAGAGAUGGGUGAUGAAAGAACCUUGAAGGAAUUAGGAGCUCCUAAGCUAGAUGAUGAACCUCUCUGCAUUGUUUUUCCAACCUUGGAAAGACCUUUGAAGCUGAACUCAGGUUUUCUUAAUCUCCUUCCCAAAUUUUAUGGGAACGCAGGUGAGGAUCCUCAUAGACAUUUAAAAGAAUUUAUAGUUGUUUGUUCAACCAUGAAACCUAAAGGAAUUGAACAAAAUCAAGUAAGAUUGCAUGCUUUCCCAUUUUCCCUACAUGAUUUAGCUAAAGAUUGGUUUUAUACUAUGUCUUCUGGUUCCAUUACGAUUUGGGACGCCUUACAAAAAGCUUUUCUGGAAAAAUUCUUUCCCGCCAGUCGUAUUGGAUCCAUAAGAAAGGAAAUAUGUGGAAUUAGACAACAUAAUUCAGAAACACUUUAUGAAUAUUGGGAACGUUUUAAAAAAUUAUGUGCUUCAUGUCCACAACAUCAAAUAACUGAUCAACUAUUGAUUCAAUAUUUUUAUGAAGGAUUGUUGCCUAACGAUAGGGGUAUGAUUGAUGCUGCUAGUGGUGGUGCAUUAGUAGACAAGACACCAACUCAAGCUAGGAAUUUAAUUGCUAACAUGGCCCAAAACACUCAACAACAUAACACUAGAAAUGAUGUUAAAAGGGUAAAUGAAAUUGACUUAAGUGGUGUUAAAUCUCAAUUGCAAGAAAAUGCUCAACAAAUUGCUACUUUGACCACUUUAGUGUCUAAAAUUGUUGUUGGAAAUGAGUCUAGAGCUAGAGUAUGUGGUAUAUGUUCUGAGUUUUCUCAUGCCACUGAUGCUUGUCCUACUUUAAAAACUGAAGAUGUUAAUGCCUUAGGAGGUUUUUCCAAUCAAAGAAAAUAUGAUCCUUAUUCACAAACUUAUAAUGAAGGUUGGAAAGAUCACCCAAAUCUUAGGUAUGGAACUAGACCACAGUUUUCACAAACUAAUCAACCUAGGCAAUUUGGUGUACAAACCCCUCCACCUCAAUCUUCUGGCCCAUCAUUAGAAGAUUUAGUGAAGCAAUUAACUACUCAAUAGGUCAAGUUCACAACCAUGGAAUCGAGUAUCAAAAGAAAACUGAUAAUCACCUUCACCACAUAGAUACUCAAAUAGGACAAAUUUGUACUUCACUAAGUAACCUAGAAACUCAAUUCUCAGCUAAACUACCAUCUCAGCCGCUACCUAACCCAAAAGAAAAUGCCAAAGCCGUGACCCUUAGGAGUGGGAAAGAGUUGAGUGAACCUAAGGCAAAGAGUCGCGAGAUUGAAAGAGAGAUAGAAGUUAAACCUGACGAUGAACUUAAUAUAAGGGGAAAUGGAGAGAUUGAGAGUAUGAAAGACAGAAUGGAAGGAAGGGUAAG